AGACUUCCGGAAGCCAGAGUGUAGUAAGCUACUGAGCUGACCAAUAGUUCCCGAUCUUCGGAUGGAGGCGCCGGGACCAGUCAGACCAUUCAGGAACACGCUUUCUCAGGGUUCCUCUUAUCUUCACAACUUCUUGUGAUUGGAUGAACGAGAAAAGUUCCCGAGCUUUGAAUAAUAUUUUUGGGGAAGACUGAAGAAGGGAAGAAAGGAGAGAGAGGAUGGAAUCCGCUUUGAGACCAAACAGAAACUACAACUCCCAGAAUGCACAAGGAGACGGAAGUGAAGGGGUGGGGUAAGGAAAGUACCCUGGCGGCUGCGCCGAGGCCACGCAAAUACGUCAUUCGUCACGUGGUACCGGUAUGGCUGUGUUUGUGGAUUUGAACCUAAGGAAGAGCUCAGACACUAAAGCACUUAAAGGGCUUGUGGAGAAUGCAGCUCACCUUGGAUAUUCAACUGUUGCCAUUAAUCAUGUUGUGGACUUUAAGGAAAAGAAACAGGAAAUUGACAAACCAAUAGUUCCUUCUGAGCUCUUUUCCUCUUUACCUAUUGUCCAGGGGAAAUCGAAACCAAUUAAAAUUUUAAGUAGACUGACACUAAUAGUAUCAGAUCCAUCACACUGCAAUGUUCUGAGAGCAACAUCUUCUCGUGUCAAGCUAUAUGACAUUGUUGCAGUUUUUCCUAAGACAGAAAAACUUUUCCAUGUUGCUUGCACUAGUUUGGAUGUGGAUUUAGUAUGCAUAACAGUAACAGAGAAGUUGCCUUUUUACUUUAGAAGACCUCCUAUUAAUGUGGCAAUUGAACGAGGCAUUGGGUUUGAGCUUACUUAUUCUUCUGCCAUUAAAGACUCCACAAUGAGGAGAUACACCAUUUCCAAUGCACUUAGUUUGAUGCAGAUCUGCAAAGGGAAGAAUGUAAUUGUAUCUAGUGGUGCAGAAAGGCCUUUAGAAAUAAGAGGACCGUAUGACAUAGCAAACUUAGGCUUGUUGUUUGGACUCUCUGAAAGUGAUGCCAAAGCAGCAGUAUCCACAAAUUGCAGGGCAAUACUUCUUCAUGGAGAAACCAGAAAGACUGCUUUUGGUAUUAUUUAUACAACAAAGAAGCCAAGAACAACUGAAGAGGAUGACAGUGUUCCAGCAUGCAAAAAAGCCAAAUGUGAGGACUGACAAAAAAGUGCCUUGACUUUCAUCAGCCCAUCAUUCUCCUUUCAUCGAUUGACACCAACAUUCGUGAAGAAAACACUUUUCCUGGAUUCCUGCUUGAAUUUUAUCUUGGAAUUGAUCAUUUUAUAAACUUUCAUAUUAUAGUUAAUAAAAAUAGGGAACAGACUAAUGAACUACCAGUAAUAACCUUAGAAUUGAUUAAUUUAGAUAAACUUUGUUUAAAUGAAAAACAGAAUAAUGCUAUUGUUCCUGCUUGCCAAGUAAGACAUUGUAAAGAACAUAGUUAACAAAAUGUUUUAAGUAAUUGAAAUGUCACCUUAUCUCUAUCUCUUGUUCUUUAAAUAUUUUAAUGCUCUUUUAUACAAUAGUUUUAAUAAUUUAGAGCAGCUAUGUACUUCGGGAGAUAGAUUGUUCAGGCCUGAAGUCAGGAAGGCUCAUCUUCCUGAGUUCAAAUCCAACCUCAGAUACUUACCAGCUCUGAGAUCCUGGGCAAGACACUUAAGUCUGCCUUGGUUUCCUUAUCUGUAAGAUGAACUGGAGAAGGAAAUGACAAACUACUCUAGUGUCUUUGCCAAGAAACCCCAAAUGGGGUCACAAAGAGUCCCUAAACAAUAAAUCAGCAACUUAAUUUAUUUUUUCCAUAUUGAUACUCAAGAUAAAUAGUAUAGUUAGGGGAAUAUUAAAAUUUGCCCUUUGAGUAAAACAGUUGUAAUAUUGAAUUUGAGGUAAACUUGUCCUUUUUCCGGAGGUGGAGCAUCUUUUUUCUUUUAAAAUUUUGUUGCAGGGGGCAGCUGGGUAGCUCAGUGGAUUGAGAGCCAGGCCUAGAGACCGGAGGUCCUGGGUUCAAAUCUGGCCUCAGACACUUCCCAGCUGUGUGACCCUGGGCAAGUCCUUGACCCCUAUUUUCUAGCCCUUACCACUCUUCUGCCUUGGAGCCAAUGCACAGUAUUGACUCCAAGAAGGAAGGUGAGGGUUUUUAAAAAAUGAAUAAUGAAAUGAAAUUUUGUUGCAUAAGAAAAAAAUAUUACUGUAUUUGUUUUUAUACAAUGGAUGUUUCCUAACAAAUACUUAAAUGAAUCCCUUUACGAAAUAUAUUCCCCCCACACCCAACAAGCCGGAUUUCUUAACAGAAAGGAGAACUAUGUUUGUUCACUGAUAGUAUCAACAUUGAUCAUUGAUUGUAUUUUAACAAUUUGUGGCUUUUCAUUGUUGACUUGAUAUAUUUUGUAGGAAAAAUCAUGUAACUUGUUUAGCUCUGCUUUCUUCACAUGACUUCUUAAAUCUUUCAUGUUUCCCUGAAUUUUUCAUAUUUGUUAUUCUUUACAGUGCAAUAUAUUAGGUCAUUAUAUUUAUACACCAUAAUUUGUUCAUUCCCUAAA
This is a messenger RNA of Monodelphis domestica (gray short-tailed opossum), 2539 nucleotides long. RefSeq names its product ribonuclease P/MRP subunit p30 (gene RPP30). Gene Ontology annotation, molecular function: RNA binding. Gene Ontology annotation, cellular component: nucleolar ribonuclease P complex. NCBI's taxonomy places the organism in Eukaryota, Metazoa, Chordata, Mammalia, Didelphimorphia, Didelphidae. Gene Ontology annotation, biological process: tRNA processing. The record is from RefSeq and is a predicted model, not a curated record.